This is a messenger RNA of Mycena citricolor, 1159 nucleotides long. NCBI's taxonomy places the organism in Eukaryota, Fungi, Basidiomycota, Agaricomycetes, Agaricales, Mycenaceae. The record is from the annotation of a GenBank genome assembly.
UGGCAAUUCAGGUCAUGAAGCAAUGCUUCAGCUUUCCGAAUAAUUUGAACCCACCAUUAUUCAGACGCGAACCUGUUCUUUUACACAAUUCCUCGGAGAUGAACGUGACUAGGACCCAAACAGAAGGGCCAAUGCUUAUCUAGUCUUCCCAAACGUGGUCUGACUGGUCCGGUUUCUUCUUCGGCGUAGCGCAAGCAGUACUGCCAAGCGCUGAAACCCUUCCGCUAUCAGAGAUAUAGCUGCAUUCAUCGUGCCAUCUCCUCUACCUUCGCUCGCUUGCUUGCAGCCUUGACCUUGCGCAUCAUGUGGACUUCGUGCAUAGAAUCGCAACGCAGGGAAAAUGAAAACGGAAUCAUAGGGGUUGACCGUAUUGGAGAAAACGAUUCGGACAGCGACAGCAAAGCUACGGCGGCAGACACAGGCCGAGCAAAUCUAAUUCACCACCCCUCUCGGGCAUUGCCCAGCAUCGGUAUAGACUUGUUCAACGUGCCGAAAAGUGUUUAUCUAUUACCAGAAAGGUUCAGCGACCGUGCUAUGCCAGAAACCACCAGUCCUAGUCCGGGCUCCUCCUCCCAUGACGACAAUACCAUCGACGUUCCCAUCAAGCUCGGGUCAAAACCAGCCCUCUUCUUCCUCAUCGAAUGUCGUUGACGGCAUGCCAGUCGAUCCCCUGACCCAAACUACACAAGGCUCAGAAUCCCAUUUUGCCGUCAUCGGCGUUGCGACGGUGCUCGGGCUCAUCCUAGUUUCAGUUGCCGGCUUCUUUAUCUGGAGAUCCUGGACGCAACAGGACUCGGAUUCGAGGAGCGGGUUCACCGAUGAGCGCUCGUGGACCCCUCGAGAGGAGUGCAAUGAGUGGCGGACGGGAGCGACGAAGCAAGAUAGAAAUCGGAGGGAUAGAACGACCCGACGCACGGAAAGGAGUGGGGCACGUAAUUCGACUCAGAAAUCUCCUGAAUCUGUGUUGCUCUCGACAGAGAUGGGACGGCAAGAGGUCGAGGGGACGGUGGUCAAUGGAAUAGCCCACAGAGAUCCACCUCCUACCUAUAACGCGGCUGCCGCCUGUCACAUUGAUUAGUUUGAAGUGUCGGAUGGACUCUCUCACAUGCAACGCCUGUGUAUCGGAAUCAGAUAAUCUUAUCUUUUAUUCGAACCCAGA